Molecule: messenger RNA, 700 nt
Organism: Pyrus x bretschneideri (Chinese white pear)
Lineage: Eukaryota; Viridiplantae; Streptophyta; Magnoliopsida; Rosales; Rosaceae
Exons: 2
Coding region: 41-442 (133 amino acids)
Source: RefSeq, a predicted model, not a curated record
CUUACCUUGGGAGAAGACUAGGGCGCGCGAAAGGAGGUGGAUGGAGAAGGAGACCUUGCCUCGGGAAAAGGUUAGGGCACGCGAGAGGAGGCGGAUGGAGAAGGAGACCUUGCCUCAGGAGAAGGUUAGGGCGCGCGAGAGGAGUCUCCAGCAACAUCAGAGUUCAAGACAGAAUGCUACUACUGAUAACUCGAUGAAUCUUGGAAGUCAAGUAACUGCUAGCGGUAAUCCCCAUAUGCAGGUGUGGUCUCCGAGCCUGAAAAGCGAGAUGUGGCAGGAGAGGGCUCCGACGAUGCAUGGGAGGAAGAAGGAAUGGGGUUUAAUUAGUCAGCUAGCAAAAGGUAGAGGAAAGAAAACACAUCCUUUGCAGACUUGGAAGGUUUUCUUGCCCUUAUUGUACAUGAGAUCUCUGAUCGGCACAGAUAUACCAACCACAGUAUAAAUAAUGAAAAUCAAUUACUAAUUACGACUUUGUUUGUACGAGAGUAGGAUCAUAUUUUGGUUUGUGGAUGUAUUUAUGUCCUACAAGAAUACAACGAGGGUCGACUAAAAUUGAAGUGUUUGUGAAUCUCUACUGGUUUGUGAAACCCAUGAAGUUUUAAAAUUCAAGAGGUUUUACUAUGUUAGGGUGUUUUGAAGGGAUUGCUUUGUUAAACUCCUCCCAACUUCCACACCCACCCCCCCCCCCCCCCCCCCCACA